CAAGAUAUCAUCAUUAACCCUAACACUCUGUAAUCCCUUCACUCGGUCUGAUCUGCAUCCUCUCUCAGAUUCUCACACUUAACUUACAGAACUCGACCCAGUGGAUUGAAAGAAAUUGCUCGAAUUAGAGAUGGCGAGCGCAGUAGAUGCUGCAGGAGAGCCAAUUCCUACAUCGGCGGUGCUAAUGUCGUCGGCAAAGCACAUUGCGAACAUGUGUCGAUCGGAGAAUGUGGCAUACCUCCAGUGCAAAAAGAAGGAUGCGAACCCGGAGAAAUGCCUCGACAAAGGCCAACAAGUCACUCGCUGCGUCCUUUCUCUGCUUAAAGAUCUUCAUCAAAGGUGCACGAAAGAGAUGGAUGCUUAUGUCGGUUGCAUGUACUACAAUACUAACGAGUUCGAUUUAUGUCGCAAAGAGCAGGAAGCAUUUGAGAAAGGAUGUCCCUUAGAAUGAUUUUCCCCCAUAUGUGUAAAACUCAUUCCAAUAAAAUUUAUUGUCUGCAAUGAUCUAAGUACUGUUGUUGUUGCCUACCCUCUCUGAAUUAAGCUUGUUUCUUCAGAAAAAUGCACUGUUUUCUGUAUGUGUCGGAUUGCGAACCCGAUACACUAUCGCAAACAGAAGAUAAACCGAUCUUUGGCUGCCCCUUUUGGAUUAUUUUCAUGAGCAACCAUCUCUUUUGCUUCUUGAA
Messenger RNA from Momordica charantia (bitter melon), 686 nucleotides. Its product is annotated as Cox19-like CHCH family protein. Lineage: Eukaryota; Viridiplantae; Streptophyta; Magnoliopsida; Cucurbitales; Cucurbitaceae. Gene Ontology annotation, cellular component: respiratory chain complex I. The record is from RefSeq and is a predicted model, not a curated record. Gene Ontology annotation, biological process: mitochondrial electron transport, NADH to ubiquinone.